Molecule: messenger RNA, 471 nt
Organism: Pedinophyceae sp. YPF-701
Lineage: Eukaryota; Viridiplantae; Chlorophyta; Pedinophyceae
Source: the annotation of a GenBank genome assembly
AUGCUGGGCGGCAUCCCCCAGUCGAUGGUUCCGACCAUCCGAGGCGCGUAUACUCGUCUCAGACCAACGUCGCCCUGUCGAGUCCGCGCCGACGUGCAAGUGAUCGUCAACAAUCCCAAGAAUCAGCGCGCGCCGCCCCCGGGAGGCCUGACGACGGAGCAGCGGCGCAUCUUGCAGCACUUCUCUGCUGUGGACCACCAGCUCGGAGUGGGGGUCCCUGGCGACGCCUUUGGACCGUUCCAGCCCCCCGUGGUGCCGUUCACAUCCCAGGCGCCCGGCUCCUUCGGAACGUUCCAGCAGCCGGCCCACAUGCAGUACGCAGCGGGGAUGGCAUCCCCUGCUGUUGGAGCGCAGCAUGGAGGCUGGCUGCAACAGAUGCCGGCCCCCGUGCGAGACACGAACCGCGGCACCGGCGCAGUGCGUUUUGCGGUCCUCGAGACGAUCAUCGACGAGGGCGCCGGCACGCGCUGA